UUUUCAAAACUUGACCAUAAGAACAAUAAAUAACGAAACCCUUUCUCACAUCCUUCCUUGCCUCCUCUUCGUGCAUCCGCCGAUGUGGUGAGCGCCUUCUUCACAGAACACACACGCACACACAAAGAAAAAGAAUAGAGAGAGAGAUAUGAAGUUCAAGGCAUUUGUGACUGACAAUGGCGUAAGUCUGUUGGACAGGAGAUUCCUGCCUGCCUUGGACAAAAUGGGAAAGAUUUGCCAUCUUUUCCUCACCAGAGAGCACGCCUUCUUCCUCCACAACCUCCUUACCACCCCCGACGGCAUCCAAUCCAUUGCUCAGUUCCGCAAACAAGCUCUCUUCGACGACUAUCGUAUUUCCAGCCAGAAUGAAGACCGCAUUGCGUUCGCCUUUGACAUCUCCCUCCUUCUUCGCGCUGUUCGUAGCAGUGUCAGUAUUGUUUCCAGUGAGUCUGGGGGUGCGAAUCGGCUUCAGGUUAAAUUGGUGAAGAAGCUGCCUCCUAAUUCUACUCAGCCAAUGCCCUUUCUUACCUUUGAGACAAAGGGUUAUAAGUCUGCUGUUAUUCAAGAUGUUCCCAUUUCCAAGCCUUUGUCUAGGGAUCAACUUCUUCAACUUCAAGCUGCUCUUGACGCUGCCCAAGAUCUUCCCCGGACUCUGGUUCAGGUUCCUGAUUUGAAUCGGCUGCAGAACUUUGUUGAUCGCAUGAAGCAUGUUGGUGAUCUUCUGAAUGUUUCUAUAAGCAAGUACGGGGAUCUUCACCUGCAGAUUUCAACUACCUUGAUCACACUUGGUGCUGAGUUUCGCAAGCUGUUGGUUGUUGGAGAUAAAGCCCAAGCCCCAGAUGAGGAUCGAGAUUUAAGUGCGCAGACUCGAUCAGAGAGGGCGAUUUUGAUGGGAGAUGCUCAGUCUGUGCAGGUCAGUGUAAGACAUUUUUCUAAGAGUCUACAAUGUCACUUGGCCAAGCCGGAUUGUGCUUUCUAUGGGAUUGCCCCUCAGGGUGCUUGUUUGACUGUGAUAUUCCAGUUCUUCAUUCCCGGAACUCGUCAAACUGAUAAAUCUAUCAGUCUACAUUGUAGGCUUCCUGUGCUGGACCCAGGGUCAAGCUGAAGUUCCAUAGCUUCAAAUGAGAUGCCAUCAUUUGGCUUUGUUUGUCUAUAAUGAUAUUAGCUGACAUCUAGAUUUACUCAAGGGUGUCUCGCAUAUUACUGGUUAUUUAGAAGGGUUUGAAUAACUCCCAACUGGCUAUGGUGAAUCAUGUUUUGUUGCAGUGAGGGAACAGAUGGUAAUUGAUCUUGAUGACAAGCGGAGUUGCUGAUGUUCGACAAGUAGUAGCAUGAGUUAGAGAGUAAGCUAAAGCUGUUAGUGGUUGUUGACAAAUUAGGUUUAUAUCUUGGUUGAACCCUUUGUGUAAUAGCAACUGAAUCCUUAUAUAUGUUGAACUGUAAAUGAUCAUUUUCAACUAUCAAAUGAAAUAGUAAAGAUUCUCUCA
This is a messenger RNA of Populus trichocarpa (black cottonwood), 1487 nucleotides long. RefSeq lists its product as uncharacterized. Gene Ontology annotation, cellular component: checkpoint clamp complex; site of double-strand break; nucleolus. NCBI's taxonomy places the organism in Eukaryota, Viridiplantae, Streptophyta, Magnoliopsida, Malpighiales, Salicaceae. The coding region runs from base 149 to 1105 and encodes 318 amino acids. The record is from RefSeq and is a predicted model, not a curated record. Gene Ontology annotation, biological process: double-strand break repair via homologous recombination; meiotic DNA integrity checkpoint signaling; mitotic intra-S DNA damage checkpoint signaling. The transcript has 2 exons.